Danio rerio (zebrafish) is the source of this 1785-nucleotide messenger RNA. The record is from RefSeq and is a predicted model, not a curated record. NCBI's taxonomy places the organism in Eukaryota, Metazoa, Chordata, Actinopteri, Cypriniformes, Danionidae.
AAAGUGGCCGGUAAGUGUAUAUUAUAUAUUAGAACAACCUUUUAUUUUAUUAAUCUUUGCCCAGCUCUAAUAAAAAUAAUGAAUCCAAAGCUCUGAUCUAUUUUAUCUUACAGAGUCUCGCCCUAAUUAUAUUAAGGAUUUUUAUAGUAUUGUUUACAUAUUUUUAAUGAAGUGACGCCACGCAAAAGCGCCACCUGCCGCCCCCGCGAGACUGUUGUCAUGGUUCCCAGUGUCGCGGGCAGAAUGGCGCCCUUCAAUGAGCGCUAAAACACCCGGGAAGAAGCCGUUUACAAGCCAUAAUUCAGCAGACAACACUGCAGUCCCAAAACACAGCCCGACAUGACGCUGAUAAUGUGCGCAAACCCUCCAGUUUAACAACAGAGAGCUUCCAGAACGGCACAGAAAUGUCUUCUCCUUCACCUUCUUCUACGCUGAGUGACUCUGGCUUUGAAGACGAGCUCCUCUGUUCUCCAGUCAGGUGUGCAUCAGACUCACAGGUGUGUGAUUAUGAAGACUCGGAGACCUGCUUCAUCAUCCAGAGACUCAAUCAACAGCAGUUUCUGGCGCUCAACUGCCUCUCAAGACAACCGCAGAUUACAGCAGAGGCUCGCAGUAAGCUGGUCAGCUGGCUGAUCGCUGUGCGCAGACAGCUCAGUCUGUCGUUUGAGUCCUGCUGUCUGGCUGUGAACAUCAUGGACCGCUUCUUGAUCACUACAUCAGUAGCUGCAGACUGUUUCCAGUUACUGGGAGUGACGUCUUUACUCAUCGCCACUAAACAGGUUGAAGUGUAUUCUCCACGCAUCACCCAGCUUCUGUCGCUCUGCUGCAAUUCGUUUUCCCGAGAACAGCUCUGUAAUCUCGAGUGCCUGAUUCUUCUCAGACUCAAUUUCAGACUGGCUGCGCCCACGCUUGCUUUCUUCCUGGACUACUUCACCAGUCGCUUUACUGGACACCAGACUGGCGAAUUCAUCAGCGCGCAGAAUGCGCAUCUACAUAAAGAGCCCAGUUCUGCUGAGAACAAGUGGAGAUGGUUGGCCUGCAAAGUCUGUGAACUGAGUCUGGCCGACUACACGUUCAACAAAUACAUGCCUUCGGUGAUCGCGCAGUGUGCGUUAAAACUAGCCAAAGACCUGCUGAAGACACAAUCAGUGCAAAACUCAGAGGAUAACACUGGAGCAAGCAAGAUGUUAUGCUGUGAAGAAGAGGCACCGCUUACCUGCGAAAAUCAGCUUUUGUUUCAGCAGUGCAUGGAGGAUCUGAAACUGUUGGUUUCUCUUAAUCAAGAAGCAGUCCAGGACACCCGAUGAAUGAAGCAUGAUUAUUUUUGAUAACACUUUUUAGUAUUAGUUACUCUGUUUACUAACAUGAACAAUGAACAAUAUAUUUAGUAUUUGUUCAUGUUAGGGGGUGACACGGUGGCUCAGUGGUUAGCACUGUCGCCUCACAGCAAGAAGGUCGCUUGUUCAAGCCCCGGCUGGGCCAGUGGCGUUUCUGUGUGGGGAAAAAAAUCCCUCCAAAUUUCACGAUACAGGACUCUGCAGUCCUUCACUGACUCGAUAGGUGCAGAUAAUAGUGUCAAACAACUGUGUGUAUGGAAAAUCCUGUCGCAAAAUGCGGCAAAAAUUCUACGCGAUUGUAAUAGUGAUUAAGAUACCUAAGCUGCACUUCAAUAAUCUCACUGAAAUCGGCUCAAUCCAAGCAUCUUAAUAUGAUUUUUGUUUAGUUCGAUUAUGACUUUAGUCAGAUUAAGGUCAUUAAAAAUGGCUGUUUACAUGCUAGACUCAU